AUGAGAGUAUCACGUUCCAUUAGCAAAUCUUGCCUUGAAGUUGACAAGACUGGCAAUGUGACUUCAUAUUCUAACGAAGACAACAACCCAGGUGUAAUUGCCCCCAAAGCCUUUCGUAUCUCAAGUAGGCGCAACAAGUUCACCACCGUCGGUUGCAACUUAUUCGGGCUUAUUCAGACUGUGGAUCAAACUAUUAGCAGCAGCCCAGGCUCAAAGAAAUACUCAUCGGAGACAUCGGCGCUGCGUGGAUAUAUUGAUGCUUGUGUUUCAACGUGUACCCUAAGAAUCGAAAACGUGAAAAAUGGAACUUGUCAUCCGCAUGGUGGCUGUUGCCAAACACCUAUUGCAAUCGGCGAUAUAAAUCAUUAUACCACAAGUUUAGACACCAUAUCAGAAGAUUUCCGAUCAGUAAAAUUAUGUGGUUAUGCUUUUGUCACAGAAGAAGAGGAGUUCAAGUUUUCCUCUUUAGAUCUAAUCAAAAGCCUAGAUAACAGAAAAGCGGCCCCUUUGGUUCUCGAUUGGGCUGUUCGGAAUCACCUCAAUUGUGCAGAAGCUCGGAGUCGUAAGGAUUAUGCAUGCAAGGCAAAGUACAGCGACUGUCUCAAUUCAACAAAUGGACCUGGCUAUAUUUGCAAAUGCCGCAAAGGUUACCAAGGCAAUCCUUACCUCCUCCAUGGAUGCCAAGAUAUCAACGAGUGUGCGAGCGAGAAGUUAAAUCCUUGCUCAAGCUCGGCCACAUGCAUCAACAACCCUGGAGGUGUCACCUGCACUUGCUCGGAAGGAUACAUAGGAGACGGAAAGGAAGCCGGAACUGGUUGCACCCAUCAAUUCAGUCGGCAACUAAAACUUCUUGUUAUUGCAUUUGGUAUUUGCAUGGGCAUUUUGGUGCUAGUGACAGUAGGUUUUUGGAUUUAUUUAGUUGAAAAGAGGAGAAGACUCAUCAAACUCAAACGCAUGUUCUUUGAACAAAACGGUGGAAUUUUGUUACAACAACACCUCAACUUGUCCCGUCAUAAACCAUCCAUUGAGAUAAUGAAAAUAUUUAGUUCAGACGAGCUCAUAAAGGCUACCAACAAUUAUGACAAGAGUAACAUUCUUGGCCAAGGAGGCAAUGGAACAGUUUACAAGGGAGUCCUACGAGGCAACAAAAUUGUAGCCAUUAAAAGGUCCAAGGCUUGUGACCGAAGCCAAAUUGGAGAAUUCAUCAACGAGGGAAUUGUGCUUUCCCAAGUCAAUCACCGCAAUGUGGUUAAACUAUUGGGUUGUUGUUUGGAGACAGAAGUUCCGGUGCUUGUUUAUGAAUUCAUCACAAAUGGAACUCUUGCAAGCCACCUUCAUCCUAAUCAAAGUCAGCCGUUGUCAAUUACAUUGUCAUGGCAAAUGCGUCUCAAAAUCGCAGCUGAAAUUGCUGGAGCGCUUGCAUACUUGCACUGUGAAACUUGCAUGCCAAUUAUACAUAGAGAUGUGAAGACUUCUAAUGUACUGUUAGAUGAUAAUUUCACAGCGAAGGUCGCCGAUUUUGGAGCUUCAAGGCUUGUUCCUCUUGGUCAAACUCAAUUGACCACUUUAUUGCAAGGAACAAUUGGAUAUUUAGAUCCAGAAUACUUGUAUAAUAGCCAGUUGACAGAUAAAAGUGAUGUUUUUAGUUUUGGAGUUAUUCUAGCGGAGCUACUAACAGGAAAGACGCCAUUAAUAUUCGAAGAGGGUCGAAAAGCAACGGUCAACUUGGCAGUGUACUUUGUUUCUUGUGUGGAAGAGGAAAGCUUGCAUGAAAUUCUCGACGAUCAAGUGGCCAUGGAUGAUCAAGUCUUUGAGGUGCUAAAGCAAGUGGCUAGCGUUGCGGUGAUGUGUUUAAGGACAAAAAGGGAGGAAAGACCUGCUAUGAAGGAAGUUGCAGCAGAGCUAGAAAUAUUGUCAAAAAUGUGA
Molecule: messenger RNA, 1926 nt
Organism: Rosa chinensis
Lineage: Eukaryota; Viridiplantae; Streptophyta; Magnoliopsida; Rosales; Rosaceae
Product: putative wall-associated receptor kinase-like 16
Exons: 4
Coding region: 1-1926 (641 amino acids)
Biological process (GO): cell surface receptor signaling pathway; protein phosphorylation
Cellular component (GO): plasma membrane
Molecular function (GO): calcium ion binding; protein serine/threonine kinase activity; ATP binding
Source: RefSeq, a predicted model, not a curated record